UAAUAUAUAAACAAGCUCGCUCCUCUUGCCGUCAUACUCCGACCGAUGCCCUCCUCCCUCCCCUUCCUCCCCCGACCGACUCUAUACUCUCUUCGCAUCGUAGCCAUACUCUCCGCACUCCUCCCUCUCCGUCUCUCAAGCCUUUCCUCCCGCUAAGCAGCUCCAUCAAAUUCACCACGCCGUCCAGGCCGCCUUUCCGCCCGUCCCACUACCCCGUCGCCCAACAAUAACCAGCCGAAAUGGGUCCCAAGAAGGCAGAGGGCACCACCUCCUCUUCCUCCAAGUCCAAGAGCACUCACGCUACCUACCAGGACAUGAUUACCGAUGCUAUUGUUCAUCUCAAGGAGCGGAACGGUUCUAGCCGCCAACAGCUCAAGAAGUACGUGAGGGCCAACAACACCAUUAAUGUUGUGGACAAGAUGUUCGACUCUUUGUUCAACAAGGCCUUGAAGGCCGGUGUCGAGAAGGGUAUCUUUGAGCAGCCUAAGGGACCUUCCGGCGGCACCAAGCUGUCCAAGAAGUCCAAGCCUGCUGCUGCUAAGCCUGUGGCCAAGAAGGAGAAGGAGAGCGAGAAGGAGCCCGCUAAGAAGGCGGCCCCUAAGAAAGAUGCCACGAAGAAGGCCGCCGCGCCCAAGAAGGCAGCUGCUCCCAAGAAGGAGGCCGGCGAGAAGAAGCCCGCCGUGAAGAAGGCUGCCGCCCCUAAGAAAGCAGCCACCACCGCCGCCGCCACCAAGAAGACCGCUGCUGCCAAGAAGGACGCGCCCGCUUCGGAGGACAAGCCGGCGACUCUGACCAAGACGAAGUCUGGCCGGGUCGCUAAGACGGCGGCGAAGCCGGCAGUAAAGAAGGCGCCCGCAGCGAAGAAGGCCUCGGCUCCCAAGAAGGAGAAGACUCCAAAGAAGGAAGCCAAGGCCGAGGCUGCGGCGUAGGGCCCUCCUCUCCUAGCUUGUCGUUUCGGUCGCAUGUUCGGGAUGGGCGGUCUACUGGCGUUUUACGGAAAUGGGUACAAAGAGCUGCGCGUACGGGUCGCGCGCGGCGGGUUCAGCCAUGCUUUUUGUGCGUCGGGGGGGGGGGCGCGGGUAGGGAUAUCUGGCUGAGGGGCGGAAAUGGUCUCCAAGUGUUUCUGCGAGUGCGUCAAGCAUACCCCUCCGCGAUUGUCGGCUGCUCUGUGCAUACAUACUGUACGGCCCGCGCGGAAAGUGAUGGUUGUUUCGAUUGGAUUGCACAUAUUCCCAGUCGUGGUAUCUGUUAAUUUGGAAGGGCUCGGAGCUGACGACGUGAUGAGUACACUUGUAAUUAUACCAAAUGACCAAGGGAUU
Messenger RNA from Durotheca rogersii, 1319 nucleotides. RefSeq lists its product as uncharacterized. Gene Ontology annotation, biological process: nucleosome assembly. The record is from RefSeq and is a predicted model, not a curated record. NCBI's taxonomy places the organism in Eukaryota, Fungi, Ascomycota, Sordariomycetes, Xylariales, Xylariaceae. Gene Ontology annotation, cellular component: nucleosome. Gene Ontology annotation, molecular function: DNA binding; structural constituent of chromatin. The coding region runs from base 240 to 929 and encodes 229 amino acids. The transcript has 6 exons.